CCCGGGGUUGCAAAAAUAGAGCUCCUUCUCUUUCCUUUCCUUUCCCAGCCGCAGCUGAGGGAAGGGGAAGAUUAGAAAGGAAGGAGAAGGAAGAACAAGGAUCAAUUAAAGCUCCGUAGAUUCUCGUAUAACUAACACUUGGAAGUAGCAAUCAAAAUCCAGGUCGGGAGAGGGCGGCGCGCGGCGAGCGACGGUGUGGGUGGUGGUGGCCGGCCGGCGGGGGAAGCGCAGCACACGGCCCUUCUCCCUGCAUGCUGCCUUGAUCCGAUCCGUUCGACCCCUUAUCCAGGAGGAAGAGUGUCAAUUCCGCACUGCAUGCCAAUGCCUUCCCCUGCCCCUGCCCUCGCCGCCGAGUCGUCGUCGUCCCUUCCCGCCUGCGACUGCUGCUACUGACUCGAUCGAUCUGGAUGUAGCAGCUAGCUAGCUAGCUCUCGAUUUGACAUGUUGUUGUAACAAGCCAGAAACACGAACCAAGCCGGCCGUUGCCACCGUUACCAUCACCACCACCGGAUGGCGAUUGCGGUCGGCCACUGCCACGGCCUCAAGCCGCCCGCCGCCCGCGGCCGGCACUACCGCCCGCACUCCGUCGCCCAGCUCGACCGCCCGGCCCUCGACCGGGACCAUCAGGAACGGAAUGCCCUGUCACCGCAGCGCCGGUGUCUCUCCUCUCCGUGCUUCACCACCGUCUUCGCACCCGCCUCGGAAGACCAGGGAGCGGAGCCCGCCGGCGAAGAGGAGAAGAUGCCCCGCGUGGAGAUCGUCGCGGGCCGCCACGCCCGCGGCGUGCACGCGCUCAUCGCGGAGGCCGCGGGCGCCAUCGCGUCGGGGACACGGCUUGUGCCGGCUCAGGGUGGCCUUGGAGGGGCGCUGCUGCUCAAGGAUGGUCGCUCCGGCGAGCACGUUGCGGUCAUCAAGCCGCUCGACGACAAGUCCUCUCCGUCCAACGGCGGAGGCGGCUACGAGAGCAAGGCUGUGCUGCGGGAGGUGGCCGCCUACCUCCUCGACCACGACGGAUUCGCCAGCGUCGCGCCGACGGCUAUGAUCAAGAUAUCCCGCCCCACGAUGGAGACGACAGUGGCGUCCAUCCAGCGCUUCGUGGCGCACCACUACGACGCAGGCGAGCUCGGCCCGUCGCGGUUCUCCGUGCAGUCCGUCCACCGCGUCGGCAUCCUUGACGUCCGUCUCCUCAACAUCGACCGCCACGCCGGCAACAUCCUCGUCAAGAAUCCGCCAACCGGGGACGGCAGCUCGUCGGCGGUGCCGCUGGAGCUCGUGCCAAUUGACCACGGCCUCUGCCUCCCGGAGCAGCUCGACGACCCGUAUUUCGAGUGGUUGCACUGGCCGCAGGCGUCGCGGCCGUUCUCCAGCACCGAGCUGGACUACAUUGCGUCGCUGGACCCUUUCAAGGACGCCGAGAUGCUCCGCGUAGAGCUGCCGUCCCUGACGGAGCCGGCCAUUCGGAUCCUCACCCUGUGCACCAUAUUCCUCCAGCGCGCCGCCGCGGCAGGGCUCUGCCUCGCUGACAUUGGCGACAUGAUGACCCGCGAGUUCUCAUCGAUGGAGGAGGGGCUGAGCGCGCUCGAGGCCCUCUGCAAGAAGGCAGUGGACUCCAUCGACGCCCAGUCUCUGAAGAGCGUGUCAUUCGGUGAGCUGAGCAGCGAGGAGUGGACGACGUUCCUGGAGAAGUUCGAGAAGCUGCUGCCGCCGGCGUUCGAGGCCAAGAAGAGCAGGCCGGCGUCGCAUUGAAUUAAUGGCGAGGAGCGUACGUGUGCUGCGACGUACCAUUUGCACGCAGGGUUGUGUACUUGUAUACAUACGGUGUGGCGGUCAUUUUAACCAAAGAGGAGCCUUGUGUGUUAUACGUCUGUUGUCGAGGCAGUAGAACCAUCUUCCGACGAUGCUGACACCAAGUUGUAGCAAUGCAAACACGAGGCAUUGGACAACAAACAUUAACUGCAAUAUCUCGGCGGCCCCAUUGAUGUAUCAUCCUUAAUUUUACAAUCUAACUUUUUAGGGUUAGGGAGUGAUUA
This is a messenger RNA of Lolium perenne, 2030 nucleotides long. RefSeq names its product phosphatidylinositol 4-kinase gamma 1. The record is from RefSeq and is a predicted model, not a curated record. Lineage: Eukaryota; Viridiplantae; Streptophyta; Magnoliopsida; Poales; Poaceae.